Messenger RNA from Phyllotreta striolata, 2790 nucleotides. The record is from the annotation of a GenBank genome assembly. NCBI's taxonomy places the organism in Eukaryota, Metazoa, Arthropoda, Insecta, Coleoptera, Chrysomelidae.
CCCCCUUUGAAAUUAAUUAAACACCCCACUGGUAAAAGAGAUUCUGUCAAGGCCAAACAUGGUCUCUGUUGAUAACCUCGCUUCCAAGUUGGUUUUGCUGAAUUCUACACACAUUAAUAAUGAUGAUAUAAACGAAUGCAGAUUAUUAGGCCAGGAACGCGACGAAUCCUACCUAUUCAGCUGGGUUCAGUCGAAUCCAAGUACCAAUGCCUCCAAAACGUGUAUCGGUGAAUAUAAUUACGAAGAAAAUACAUUAAAUUUCAUUUAUUCUUUCGGCGAAAAAAUCGAUUGUAUUCAAGCAUCGGUGAAUCCCGAAAGAACCCUUCUUUUAUACGUGAUUAAAGAAAAACGCGACGAUAACGAUUUCGUUUAUAAAAGUUACUUAUACAAUAUAUCCGAUAAUUAUCAAAACGCAUACCUAAUUAAGGAAGAAACAAAGAGGCAAACUUACGUGCAAUUUUUGAAUUCCAAACCACCUUCAACCGAGAAGUUUCUUCUGCUAAUACACCAAGAAGGAAUUUACCAAUAUCUCAUAAAACGUAACAGCCCGAACGAAAACGUAACCCUAAGUUCCUUAACCAGCGAAGUGCUGGUGAAGAAUUUUUUCUGGGCGCAAUGGGAUCCUCUCGAACAAACCCUUUACCACAUCCACAACAAAAGCCGAAAUCGAGGAUUCGUGGACGGCGAAGAAAGAACCACAGAAGCGAACAAUAAGAGUACUCCUACUCUAACAGGACUGCAAUUUAACGAUGAUCAUCCACACGAAUCAGUAUUGAACAUUCCUCUAAAUCUGCCGCAUUUAAAUACAUCAGAUACCUCCGCGACUUAUGAAGACGAUGUAAUACCUUUGAGAGUCCACGAUUCUUCCUUGGAUUUGAUUGUUGUUACCAGUUCCAAUGGAUGCGUGUGCAUUUGCCAUCAUUAUUUGUACCAGCCAAUCCAACCGUCUGAGAAUUAUAAAGACGAAAACGAUACGACUCCCAUUAAUUUCGCUUAUUCAGUAACAGCUUUGCAUCAAAGUUGUGUCAUCCAUUGCGUUGUGAAUGAUAUCCCAUGGAAUAGAGCGAAAAAUAUAAGACCUUUAUUUAAAUUAAGAGGUGAUUAUUUAGUGGUAUUCAUCCCCGAAAUCUGCACUCACUUAUUAGACAUAGGACUGAUGCACGAGCCCUAUUGUCACAUUACUACAGGGCCACUUAUAUCCGAUAAAGAAUCGAAUUUACUGUACUUAGCUCCCAUUAUAUCCACCGAUGAUUACAUCAUUAACUUAACUAAUUUAGACCUGAUCGAUAUGAGCGUUCUGGAAACCCUAGCCGUGGAAACGUUCAAAUCCAACACUACCCUGGAAAACAAACUCUCCAUUCUGCACCACUUUAUAAUCCACCUGGAAGAUACCCAAACGGCUUCGGAGCUGAUUAGCUGGCACUCCUCGAAGCCCUUUUCAAUGGACUACCCGGAGCUGCUCAAAGAAUUCCUGGUGGCCACUUCGUUCGCUUCCAUGCAGAAAAAUUUGCCGAGCGAAGCGAACAAAAUAACAACGUUGCUGCCGAUAACGACGCAACGACUGGGCUUGGAUUUGGAAAUCAAGAGCGACAAUUACGUGAUCAACAUGUCGCAGGAAGUGCUGUGGAACGCUUCGAUGAUGGUGUUGUCUCCGCAGCUGCGCAUCGUGCCGUACAAAACCGACAUAUGGCUGAAGCUUUGGGACCAUCUCUCCAAGUUUUGCAAAAUCGGCAUCCGGUUCAAGCCUAGUCAGGUGUUGGACAAGCUGAGGAUAUCGCUGGAAUGUUACCAACCGGAAGCUUUAUCUAGAUGCACCACCCCAUCAUCUCCAACUGGAGGGGCUGCCUCGACUUUCGCGGAUUUUCUAAACAACGCAAGAUCUCAAACAGACAGUCUACCGUUUUAUGAAAUCGACUCUUGCACAGCCAGUCGACAAGAGCACAUUAUUUCGGUCAAUCUAAGGGAGCUGAGUAUGCACCUGCUGAAGCAAACUUCUAAUAGUUCGAAAAAAUUCCGGCAAACGGAUCAGUCAAACAUGCACGUACACGCAGCUGCCACGCGUUAUGUCAGCUCGCAAUUGGACCAGUCCAGGCAGCUCUGCGAAAUUGUCUGUAAAGCUGCUACCUACGAUCCGGAAGAAGAUGAUGAUAAAGGUUUCAUUUUAAUUAAUAAUUUAGGAGAAGAGAGACGCUAUGUAUUGUUCAAGCUAUUGGAGAAAUAUUACAUGGCCGUCGAAGCCUUGGCUUUUCCUUUACCUCAAGGUUUCACUUCGUUUUUCGCUUAUUUGGGCUACAGGACUAUGGAUUUCGAUAUGUUCAUGCAAUAUGUGGUUAAUCACGUGUUUGAAUUGCAGGUGGAUGUGAUGAAAAUCAUUUUAGCAGAACACGAUGAAAGUAAGGAUGGAAUUAAUAAGAAGCUGAGACUGCUCUCAGUACUGCCGAGACAAAGAGCUAAAAGGCUCCUUAACCAAUGGAGUCACCCAAUUAGUGUGAUAUUAAGAGCUAGAGAACACUCUCAAAAUAUCCUUUCCGGAAUUACUGGAUUGCCUACAAGAAGUAAAACACAAAAUCCUUCUUGCUCUAAAGGUUUAGGUUCCUACCACGGAGGUAAAAACGUGUCCCCUUUAGAUACAUUCCUUGAUUUGUUAACGGCCAAAGCCAGUCUAACUGAAAUCGAUUUUGGAUUACUCAUAGAGGCAUCUGAAUUGGCAAAUGACUUCGAUUAGGAAUCAGAACAAAUAAUUGUACCUAAUAAUUUACUAAAAAAUAAACUUACUCUCAAGGAUUAACA